AGCCCCUGGUGCUGGCUCUGGAUUGUGACUGUAUCCUCAUGCUUCAUGCAAUGCAUGUCAUAACCUGUGCACAGAGCCCAGGACAUGCACUGCAUGCAGCAUCCACGUGGGGCUAGCCCGGAAGCCCCCAUCCCCACAUGCCAGGUCCAGUGGGACUGCAUUGCAGGCAGCACCCAUUCCAGCUAGUCUGAGGCAAGCACCACAUGCAGCAAGAGCCCCAGAGUGCAGCCAGAGAUGACACUAGAUCUAGCACGUGAGGAACAGGGUUUCGUGGGUCCCCGACUCUAGCUGGUCCAGGACUGUCAUACACGGUGUCUGCUCCAGCCAGUAUGAGACUUAACACUGCAUGUAGUGCCCAGCCUGGACUGGUCAGAGUGGGUGCCACAUGUGACAGUCCUGGAUUGGCUGGAGCAUGCUAGAUCCAGCAUGCAUGGGGGGACAUGGCCUGGUUCCAUGCCACUCACCUAGCCCAUGGGGCCAGAUGAAUCUGACAUCCCAAGCUAAACAACAGUGUUGGCACAGGAGCAAAUACAUUAGGUUGGAAAUUGGAAAGUGGCUUCUAACAAACAGAGCAGGAUUACUGUAUUCCAAUAGGAGUAAUAAGGAGAAGAAGUUCAAGUGGUUUGAUAAAGCUCUUGUUUAAAUGCAAGAAUGUGUGAUACAUUUGCCUGAGACAACAGAGGACUGGACUUCAUAACCUGGAAGACCCUAUCCAGUCCUCUGGGGUCUCUUGUAGUUCAUGGUAGUGCCCUGCCAACUGAACCAGCCUUCCACUAAGGACUGUAAGUAGAGCUGGUCUGUUUGACAAGUUUACAGAUGGGAGAGGGUGCAGGGGGGUGAUCGAAAUUCAUAACAAAUUAUGAAUGCUUUCCCUGUUUGUCAACUAGUUUUGGUAAGACUAUAGUUCACUGCUGUUUAGUUGUUUUCCUCCCUCCCUCCAAUCAGCAUACCUCCCUCAUUUCCAGUGUCUGCCAACUAAACACUCCCCGUAGAGACUAGCAGUUAAGAAGCCUUCCCAGAGACUGCAGUGCUUAACAGAUGCUAGGAAGUGCAAGAGAACAGUAUAAACCAUAUCGCUGGUAAGCUUCCUCGUGUGCGGACAGCACCACGCAACAACGCCAGCCUGAGAGGAGAGUGCGCUAGGCCAGCAUGCUGCACCGCCCGCCCAGACAGCCAGCAGAGACCGCUGUCUCCAGACUCCCCCCGGCACAGCUCCGGUGACACCCAUCAGGGAUGACUCGUUCCCGCGGCUAACCGAACAGAAGGAACACAGUGCAUCUCUCAGGGAUGCUGACAAAGGAUGACUGAACGUCUCCCCCCAGUCACUGCCUUCAGUAUUACAGACCAGGUCACACUAGGGCUCUUCAUCUUCCCAAGUUCAGGUUCGAAAAGCCAGAGCUCACUGCAGAGGCAGGGCCAGGAUCGUCCAGGAGAAACUGCACCUGCUGUGUGCGUCCGGCCAGCCCCGCUAGGCUGCGCGCACAUCGCAGCGCCUGAACCGCUCGGAUCCAAGCGUCUCAGUGAGGAGCCGCGUGUCCUUUGAGCAGCGCCUCUGCACCUUAGGCUCGGGCAUCUCUCGUCAGACGGACGCUGCCCCCGGGACAAUGCCACCUCUUAGUGCCCCGGGGGUUUGUGACUAUGGAAAAAGAGCAGAGCCAUUGUUUUUUGUGGCAAAGACCCCGGGGAGCGCGGCAGCCGCGGCGCUGGUGGCCCUGCGGAUUCCUGUUUGCAAUCUCGGGGUUUCUCUUGCGAAUCCUGCGCGGCGCGGCGCCCCACCCCGGGCUGCCGCAGCGGCCGGCCUGGCAAGCACAGCCUUACCGGCACCUCUUCACAACGAGAAACUCGAGGCUUGCAGCCGAGGGGCUUCCCGCCAGGCCUGCACCUGGCCCUUUAAAUCUCCGGGGGGAGAGGGGGAGGCUUGGAACGCCCCUAGACGCAGUCUCCGUGGAGACCAGCAACAUUCCGCUUCCCGGGGAGCCCCGUUAAAGGCGCCGCCGCCCGGGGUGCGCGGAGCCGGGCUCCAUGGAGGCGGCGGGGCGCGGAGCCGAGCAGGGAGCAGCCCCAGGGCCGCGCGGAGCAGCCAGCUCAUCUGAACACAAGAAUUCAGGAAGGAGGGAAACAGCUGGCAGUACAGAGGUGGAAUCAGAGAGCAGCUUCCGGGAAGGGGCCACAGAACAGGCACCUCCAGCCUCAGGUACUGAAGAUCAUCGCAUACUGCCAGGAGGAAUUACAAAAGAAAGUUCUUCCUUGUCAUUAAAUACAUUAAGCAGUUCUCCUCAAGAUAUGAGCUCAAGGGAAAAAUCAGAUAAUGGCAAAGAGGUAGGAUCUGAGACCAAUCUUCAGGAGAGGGCUACAGCACAAACAGCUUCAGACACAGGUCCCAAAGGGAUUCUUGGAAUAUUAGGAGGAAUUAGAAAGGAAACUUCUUUCCUCUCAUUACACAAAUUAAGCAGUGAAAGAAAAAUGUCUGCUUACGUUGAUGCCUCUGCUCGUAAGAAGCCUUCAGGAAUUUCAGUGUCAAUACAGACAGAAACUAGCUGGCUUUAUGAACAUGUCUACAGAAAACCAAGCCAGAGGAAGAUGAAAGAAUUCGAGAAGACUAGUGCUCAUGUUGACUCUGCUUCUAAAACUGAUAUGCUGGUAGCCCUGUCACAAGAACUUGCCAGCAUAGGUAUCUUAUGUGACACAGAGUUUAAUGAAGACUUUGUAAAGCUGUUUGAGGAAUCUCUGUGGACACUCCCCUGCAUUGGGCUACCAGCUCUUCUAGCAUAUAAGCCAGAAUCAUCAAGAGAAAACAUGCAGAUAGAGAUAGAAGAAGAAUGUGUUCCAGUAUGUGAGUACUGUGGCAGCCCACUGAAGGUAUUCCCUUCCUAUGAAUAUACUGACCCCACCUCAGAAGAUUACCAAAUGAACUUUUGUUGUGAGAACAGCCGAGAUCUCUACAAGUACAUUGUUAAUGAAAGCCAGCUUUAUGAAAAGUCUAAGAAUGAGUCAAUCUCCAUUGACCCUCAUGAAGCACAUGGUAGUGAAACUGAAAGGCAGCGAGCACGGGAGAAAGCAUAUUUAAGGCAACAGGAGAGACAAAUAGUAAAACAGUUGGCCUAUGUGACAGCAGAGCAGACCAGUUUCAUUGAAUAUUCGAAACAACUUAACACCAUUUCCUACCAGCUUUCCCGAGAGCCACCCUGGUCAGGAACUUAUACUCUGCCAUCUGAUGAGACAGUUAAAAAAGAAGAGGGAAAGGAUAUUAACUACAGUAUUACAUGCUGUGACUUUACCAUAGUGGGUGGAAAGUUAGCGAAGAACCAGUUCCUGGAAAAGUAUUACAGGCAUGGAGGAAAAUUUCUUACCUUAUUUCCAGACGGGACAUCCCAAGUAUUCUAUCCAUCUGGAAAUCUGGCGGUGAUCGUUGUGAACAAGAAAGGAGGUUUGAUUUGCAUAGUACAAGAAGACAAGCCAACUAAUGCAGCAAUCCAAGCAGUGUUUGAGUCCAGUGGUAAAAGCACUUGCUAUCAUCCCAAUGGGAUUAUAUGGAUAAACAUUAACAUUCAGGAAGGACAUUACUUAGAUCAAGCUGGCAACCGAGUGAGGGUGUGGACCUGGCCAAGCCAUUUGAAACCUUCUGGAUCUCGUAUUCCAUUUAAACCCAUUUUUAUAUCCCUGAACCAGUAUCUUGGUGUCAGGAUAUAUGGACAAGACAAGAUUAUGAUUUCUUUUCUGGCCAUGGGGCAACAAGCAAAAUUCAUCGUGGGAACAAAAGUGCAGGUGAGGCAGAGAAGUCAACUUCCAUCACCAAAAUUUCCCUGUGAAGAAGAACUACUGCUGUUUGCCUGCAAAAUAAAGAUUCAGCAUCUGUUUGACAGACUUCAGAGAUGUUUAAACUUCCCUUCUAAUGAGCAAUGCGACAAAAUCAAGCCGCCUUCAUACCUUGCAACCCAGGCUUUAAAAUUAAUGUACCUGUGUAAGAAUUCUGGCAUAAGUGAGGACCUAGACAGUUCAGUACGAGCUAUAAUAAACACACCUGUCUGACCUGCAGAAUGUAUGCUGCUCAGUGACCAUUCAUUUCACUAUUCUGAAGAAUACUGUAGAUCUAUGAAAAUUAGCCUAAAGAACUUUUAUACAGUAGGCUCAACUUUUAAGGCCAACUCUUUUACCUUCUGUUUAACUACCUAGGCAAUUGUCCCCCAUGCACCAGGUACAGUUCUUUCUAUCAUUAAUAUUCCAUUAAUUUAAGUGAGAUAGUUUGUGGUAGUAAUCAUCACAUCACAUCACAUCCUAUAUUAAAUAUAAGGGAUCCAGUUCUUCCUUAAAAAUUGGGUUUAGACAGUGUUUUAUGUUAAUUGCAUUAAAGACUUAGAGAUAAUGACUUGAGCUCAUUUUUAAAUGCUUUUUUUUUUAUUUUUGUAAAAAUCCUUUAUCAUUUUCUUGCUCAGAAAUGUAACAUUCCAGACAGUACAACAUGCAUUUCAGUAGGAAUUAAAUAACUACUUGAAUAAUUUGUAUAGGCAGCCCAGUUUAUGGUUAGGAUCUUGUUUUGUCAACACAAAUACAGAUGGAAGGUAACAAACUUUCCCAGCAGGGUUCAUUGUACAGAGCGAGUAAGUGCUGUAGUGAGUAAUAAUUAUAGUCACACUGAAAUAAAGAGCUGGGAGACAGA
This is a messenger RNA of Alligator mississippiensis (American alligator), 4657 nucleotides long. RefSeq names its product glutamate rich 6 (gene ERICH6). Bases 2023 to 4029 code for a protein of 668 amino acids. Lineage: Eukaryota; Metazoa; Chordata; Crocodylia; Alligatoridae. The record is from RefSeq and is a predicted model, not a curated record. The transcript has 17 exons.